CUCUCUCUCUCUCUCUCUCUCUCUCUCUCUCUCUCUACACGUCGUCCCACAUUCCUUUUUUCUUUUUUCUACAAUUCGUUUCGCGCGCAAUCAUUUCAUUCCUCAGUAAUCAAUUAAAUCACCUUUCAUGGGCGCGCACUUCUCCAAGAGGGCCGGCGACUCCGGCGCGGCGGCGGCGGCGGCGGCGGCGGCGACGGGCGCAGGAGGGGGGAUGGAGUACUCGUCGGAGCUGAGCUCGUACGAGGCAGCGUGCCGCGUGGACCCGGAGCUGCGGUCGUUCGACGCGGCGCUGCACCGGCGGACGAGCGAGGCGAUCACGGCGCUGGCGUCGGGGGUGGAGGUGCGGGCGCUGUCGCUGGGGUCGCUGCGCGAGGUGACGGGGUGCCUGCUGGACAUGAACCAGGAGGUGGUCCGCGUCAUCCUCGACUGCAAGGAGGACAUCUGGCGCAGCCCCGACCUGUUCGCCCUCGUCGAGGACUACUUCGACUGCAGCCUCCGCACCCUCGACUUCUGCUCCGCCCUCGAGCACUCCCUCCACCGCGCCCGCGACUCCCACCUCCUCGUCCACGUCGCCCUCCAGCGCUUCGCCCAAGAACACCACCAAAACCCCGAUGCCGAUGCCGAUGCCGAUGCCGAUGCCGACCCCGAAGCCGGCAGGAGCAGGUACGCCGGCACGCUGGAGGAGCUGAGGCGAUUCACGGCCGCCGGCGACCCCUUCACCGAGGAGUUCUUCGCCGCCUUCCACUCCGUCUACGUCCAGCAGCUCUCCAUGCUCGACAGGCUCCAGCAGCACAAGCGCAGGCUCAACAAGAGGAUCCGCACCAUCCGGACCUGGCGCCGGGUCUCCAGCAUCAUCUUCGCCGCCACCUUCGCCGCCGUCCUCAUCUGCUCCGUCGUCGCCGCCGCCAUCGCCGCCCCCCCCGUCGCCGCCGCCCUCGCCGCCGCCGCCGCCAUCCCCGUCGGCUCGAUGGGCCGCUGGAUCGACUCCCUGUUCAAGAACUACCAGGACCUGCUGCGCGGCCAGAAGGACGUGCUGCGCUCGAUGCAGGUCGGCACCUACAUCGCCAUCAAGGACCUGGACAGCAUCAGGGUCCUCGUCGCCCGCGUGGAGGUCCAGAUCACCUCCUUGCUGGGCAGCGCGGAGUUCGCGCUGCGGGACGAGGAGGCCGUGCGGCUCGGGAUCGAGGAGAUCCAGAGGAAGAUGGACGAGUUCAUGCAGAGCAUUGAGGACUUGGGGGAGCAGGCCGAUCGCUGCAGCAGGGAGAUCCGAAAGGCGCGAACCGUCGUCCUGCAGCGGAUCAUUCGGCACCCCAAUCGAAUUUCCGGAGACUGAUGAAACCGGGUGGCAUCAGCUGAGAAUUAAAAACCAUGCUGUUUCUGAGACUAACAAUAAUGCGCGGUUUGCAAAGGUCGCAAAAAGUUCGAACCCUUUGGAGUCCUCAUAACAUAAGCUAUCAUUCUAAACCUUCAUUAUUUAUUACUGAAACUCUGUUGUCUGUUCUGCCUUGCCUGUAACAUUUAUAUUUGUUUUUUUUCCUUUAUUUUUCUUUUAUUACUGCACACUUCUAGUAGGAUAAAAUCUGGUCACUGCCUUUAUUUCGUACAGUUAUUAUUCUGUAAAUAGCGUGAAUGUUAAUGAAAAAAAUUACAUUUUCUUCUUGUUUUA
This is a messenger RNA of Ananas comosus (pineapple), 1666 nucleotides long. Its product is annotated as UPF0496 protein 1-like. NCBI's taxonomy places the organism in Eukaryota, Viridiplantae, Streptophyta, Magnoliopsida, Poales, Bromeliaceae. The record is from RefSeq and is a predicted model, not a curated record. Bases 128 to 1333 code for a protein of 401 amino acids. The transcript is spliced from 3 exons.